GGUCUGUUUUAUGAUGCGCAUGUGUUACAAAACAAACAGAGUGAAAGAGGAAAGGUUAAGCUGAAAGUUAUCUCAGUGAACUAUUAGACGAUGUGAUGAUGCUCAGUGAGUUUUAAAUUUUUGAGUGGAAGGAAGUUGAAGCUCAGCUGGAGAUCUUCCUUCCGUGAUGGCUUCUGCUAAAAAUAUGUUUUGAAAAGCACGUUAUAUUUUGUAUUCUUAGUAUUUGUAUUGAUUGUUCUCUGGAGUAAGCUACUAGAUUGUUGUGAAUACUGAAGAAAGCGGAUGCGGUCUCAGUUUAAAUAUAACCUUAAUCUUUAUAAUUUAAAGGGGGGCGUUGAUGGUGAUCCACAGAAUAGUAUACAGUGCGCCUAUAAAGACUAACAACGUUGAUAUUAAAGGGUAGAUCACGAUUCAGCGCCACCAAAGUGAAAUUGUUGGAAUCUCUACAUGGCACUGAAAUGGCCUCUGAGCUAUUGUACAAAGCGAGUGUUUUGAAAUUGGUCUUUCCGCUGCUUCUCAGUGAUUUUUUUCUUCAUUGUGGAGCGAGCUCCUUACCAGAUUUUGAAACUAUAGAAAGCGAAGUAGCAUGUGACGGAGAACACCUCGUGAUCCAUUGCGCAAACGCAAGCUUGGGGCUGAAUAUUUAUUUUGCACACUAUGGACGAACACAGCCUGGUCGCGUGCUGUGCCCCUACGACGGACACGAUAAUGACACGAAUUACAAGUGGGGCGACGCUGACGUCACAAACAAGUUUAAAGCCCUAUGUGAAAGGAGAAACAAGUGCAGGUUGAAAAUUAAUGCUGGACUCUUCGGAGAUCUUUUCCCGCAGAAGAAGCAUUCGUAUUUGUUUUUGGUUUAUACAUGCGAGCUACCAACAGGAACGGAAACCACAACAACAAGCAUUGUAUCAGCCCCUACCUCUUCAUUGGUCAGUUCCUCAUCGGUAUUGGUAGCAAUAUCUCCAACAGCAACCUCUCUCUCUCCCUCCAGUUCCAUUCCACUGACCCUGCUUUCAAAGACAGUUGGGAAUGUCACGACAACCGUCAGCGCCAACACUGGGGAAGAUACAAUUGUCAUCGACACUCCUUAUGUGGAGCAGGCUGGCUCCUCUUCUGAUUCUAACGUCAGAUCACUUGGGAUUGCAGGUGCACUGUUUGUGUGGCUUUUGUUCGUGCAAAAUCACGGGUCUGACUAUAUAAUAGUGUUUAUCGCCAGCGCUGCUGGUGCACUUGUUCUUGCAAUUAUCGUUGGUAUUUUCAUAUACUAUCGCCACAAUGAAAACAAGCAACAUUUACACGUCAAAGAGUUGCCAAAAUUAAACGCAUAUGGACCGGUUGAACGGAAAACACUGCCGGAAGUUGAUCCAUUCAUACACGGCCCCGUCAAGACCCCGCCUCCUGAUUACAUGAUAGAAGGACACAACUACAACUGGCAGCGUGGUAGAACCUUACCGCAGAAGAAGUCUGAAAAUGGUUCAGUGGUAGGGACAUUCGGCACAAAAGAUGUUCACACAAGAGAUAUGAACGGCGAGAGACAGAAUGAAACUCUCAGAUACCAACGAAGCCCAUAUUCACCUGCCACACCCACGAGAUACGGCAGCUCAAAAAGGUUUAUGGUCCCAGAGUACCCAAGCAACAGAUCACUAGGGAUUGAACGGGAGAAGCCUUCAAACUUCGAUGCCCGCAGAUCGAGGACUGGAGACAGCAGACCUUCCUCAGAGGCUCUUUAUUACUAGCCUCCCUGUAUACUCUUUUACUGAUUAUGAAAAAUGAUGCGUCAGGAAUUCUGUUGAUAACUCAAAAUUAAAUGAUAUCUGAGAAAGCUCAAUCUCUUAAAUUCAAAGCUAGGCUUUAGAAAUUUUCCGAAAACAAC
This is a messenger RNA of Pocillopora verrucosa, 1873 nucleotides long. NCBI's taxonomy places the organism in Eukaryota, Metazoa, Cnidaria, Anthozoa, Scleractinia, Pocilloporidae. The record is from RefSeq and is a predicted model, not a curated record.